Messenger RNA from Anoplopoma fimbria (sablefish), 1156 nucleotides. RefSeq names its product survival of motor neuron 1, telomeric (gene smn1). The record is from RefSeq and is a predicted model, not a curated record. Bases 85 to 936 code for a protein of 283 amino acids. Gene Ontology annotation, molecular function: RNA binding. The transcript is spliced from 8 exons. Gene Ontology annotation, biological process: mRNA processing. Lineage: Eukaryota; Metazoa; Chordata; Actinopteri; Perciformes; Anoplopomatidae. Gene Ontology annotation, cellular component: cytoplasm; nucleus.
CGUCACUGUUUGCGACGCACGCUGCUCGUUAGUUGGUUGUUUAGCAGUUAGCAGUUAGCAGUGAGCAUCUAAACACAUCUAAACAUGGCGAACGGGUGCAAAGACGUGUUGUUCUCACGGGGGACCGGACAUAGUGACGAUUCGGACAUAUGGGAUGACACAGCAUUGAUAAAGGCUUAUGACAAGGCUGUUGCGUCAUUCAAGACUGCUCUGAAGGGUGAAGAUGAGCCGGAGACCUCCAAGAAAAACCAGCCGGGGAAAAAACGCAAGAGCAGCAAAAAGAACCAGAGCAGAAAAAGAACGAAUGUACCAGCAGACAAAGAGUGGCAGGUUGGGGACUUGUGCAGUGCGUACUGGUCAGAGGAUGGCCAGCUCUAUGCAGCCACUAUCUCCUUCAUAGAUGAGAAGAAGGGCACCUGUACAGUUGUUUACACAGAAUACGGCAACGAGGAGGAGCAGAACCUUGAAGACUUACUUUCAGAGAUCUCUGAGGGUGAUGAAGAAACAAAUGCCAAGGUAAAGGAGGUAGAAUCAUCAACAGAGGAAAGUGACAGGUCAACCACACCAAACCACCACAAACAACAGCCACACAGUAAACCUCAGAAGUCCAAGGCCCACAGAGAACCGCCUCCUAUGUGGGCUCCUGGUUUCCCUGGGUUUCCUCCAGGUCCACCUCCCAUGCAUGCCUUCAGCCAGGGAGGAAGCAGACGAUCUGGUGGUCACGGGCCUGUACCUCCUCCAUGGCCUCCCAUGAUGCCAUUUGGUCCACCAAUGAUCCCUCCACCUCCGCCUAUGAGCCCUGACAUGGUGGAUGACGAGGCUUUGGGCAGCGUGCUCAUCUCCUGGUACAUGAGUGGAUAUCACACGGGAUACUACUUGGGAUUAAAACAAGGACGCAAAGAAGCUGCCAAUUGGACGAAACUGCACCACAAAUGAAAUGAUCAACUCAACAUUUCAUAGUUUCAGUUUCUCCGGGCAUCACCAGGUGCAGCAGUCAUCCUCCCUAUUAUGCCUGAUGUGUGUUUUUCUUGUUUCAAUGAAAUGUUAUAAACUAAGUGUACACGCUAUGAAUAGAACGUUCAUCGGAGCUCAAGGAGGAGAGUUUUGUAUUCUUUGUAAAUAGAUUAAAUAAAGGCUAUAAGAGCACAGUUGAUAA